This is a messenger RNA of Schistocerca serialis cubense, 7461 nucleotides long. It is a transcript of the gene sub, whose product is annotated as kinesin-like protein KIF20B. Gene Ontology annotation, molecular function: ATP binding; ATP hydrolysis activity; microtubule motor activity. Lineage: Eukaryota; Metazoa; Arthropoda; Insecta; Orthoptera; Acrididae. The transcript is spliced from 4 exons. Gene Ontology annotation, cellular component: kinesin complex; nucleus; microtubule. Gene Ontology annotation, biological process: microtubule-based movement. The coding region runs from base 356 to 2653 and encodes 765 amino acids. The record is from RefSeq and is a predicted model, not a curated record.
AACCAAUGAAAGCGUGGUGUUGGCAGAACUGUGUGGCUCAAAAUUCAACUUGCAACGGUCGAAUGUUUUGGUUGUAAACGAAUGAAGUUUUGUUUCCAAGUGUUCAGGAGUAGCGAAUAAGAUUAGACGUCUGUACAUUUGUCAUUAUAAAGAUGUUCGUGAUUUUCAAGUCUGCAUAAUGAUAUUAAAGUGCAACCGGCCAGUGACAGUAUCACCAAAUGAUAUAUUCGGAGAUGUUUCUGUCACGUUGAUUCAAUUUGCGUACUUACCCGCUAUUUAUUAGGUAGUUUCGACGAUAACAGGUGUGAAAAUUGCGAAGAAUUACACACCUGCCGUCCUGUGAAUUUUACUAACGAUGAUGCGUAAAAUUUCUGCUGCGAAUGACGUCGACGCAGUUUAUUUAGAUAGGGCAUCAUAUCUGGAGUCAAGACUGAUGGGUAGGCCCAUAUGCCGGGUGAAUCCAAAGAACAUACUUCCUCUUUUGGAGGAAUCUGAGAAGGAAAGUUUUCCAAAAGUGUAUCUGAGAAUAAAACCAAGUGGAAACUGCAGUGAUGCAUCAAAAUUCACUGUUACUGAUGAAAUGACAUUAACAGCAGAUGUUUCCUCUGAAUCUGUUGUAAAUUGUAGCCUUAAGUCAGUGGGUAAUACUGUUAAACACCAAUACAAAUUUUCAAAAAUUUUUGGUCCUAAAUCAACUCAAAAGCAGUUGUUCAGAGAAACAUGUUUACAACCAUUAAAAUGUUUCUUAAGAGGAGAGAACUGUCUACUGUUUGCAUAUGGGGCAACUAAUGCUGGAAAAACCUAUACUAUACAGGGGACAACUGAGAAUCCUGGAAUCAUACCACAAUCAAUAAACAUGAUAUUUAGUGCUCUUAAAGGAAGACUGUGUACUGACUGCCAGUAUAAGCCAUACAGACUGGAAAAUGUGAUUCGCCUGGAUGAAGCAAAGCAACAAGAGGAACUCAGUGUUAGGGAUCAUUUGCUUGGAUGUACAGUGCCACUGAAUAAUUUGUAUCCCCUGGAGUCAUCUGUUGUUAGCAAUUUAAAAACAAAUGUAGACUUCAGUUCCCCAUCAUUUCAGGCUAUGAAAUCACAUUUGGACGAGGUUAUUCUGAACCUAGAAGAUGAGAAGAGUGUAACAUUCAGCUUGUGGGUAUCCUUCUAUGAGAUACAUAAUGAAGUAAUAUAUGACCUAUUGGACAUUUCAAGUGGCUGUGAUGUAAAAAGGAAGCCACUUUCUUUAGGUUAUGUGAAUGGUUUGGCGUAUAUUAAAGACAUUCACCAAGUUUAUGUGUCAUCACCAGAUGAAGCUUACCGGAUAUAUUUAACUGGGAAAAAUAAUUUACAGAAAGCUGCCACAGCAUUAAAUACAGAUUCUAGCAGAUCUCACUGUGUGUUUUCUAUAAAAAUGGUGCGUGUAUUGAAUUCAGAGAACCCUCAACCAGUGAAAGUAAGUGUUUUUUCUUGUGUCGAUUUAGCAGGUACAGAAAGAGUGAAAAAAACUCUUAAUGUAGGAAAUCGGUUAAGAGAAUCUCAAAAUAUAAACACGUCUCUGUACGUGUUAGGUAGAUGUCUGUCGAUUAUUAGGGAUAAUCAGAGGUCACAACGAAAAAUGAGGGUGCCAUUCAGAGAUUCAAAACUGACGCAGGUAUUCCAGUAUGCAUUGACUGGAAAUCAAGGCAUUGCAAUGAUAGUAAACAUUACUUUUGAUCCAGUGAUGUAUCUUGAAACAGUUAAUGUUUUAAAAUUUUCUGCACUUGCAAGGCAAAUUUUAGUUGAACCACAAAAUACUUCAUGUUUGAAUUCCACGAGUAUGCUGAAUAGUAAAGCUAGCCUGAUGAAGUGCAAUGACACACUUACUGCAUCUUUUGUGACUCAGGUAAAUGACUGCAACCAUUUACCGAUUAUCAAGAAGUUGCAGCAGCAGCUAGAAAGGGAAUGUGAAAGUAGCAGAGAACUUGCAAGGCAGUUGGAGUCUGAAAAGCAGCGAGCCAGGGAGAUUGAUGCCCAUGUGCGUGAAGAACUUACAGCAGAAUUUUCUUUGUUACUGCAGAGAACUGAAGAUUUCUGGCAGAAACAAGUGAAGUCUGCUACUGAGGAUGAAGUAGACAUGGGGAACUUUCGCAUACAACAGUUAAGAGAUUUUUAUGAAAAGAAAUUGAAGAAUGCACAAGAUGAAGUGAAACUCUUGCAUGCACAACUGAAAGAAACAAAAAAAUCAUUCAAACAAGAAAUAGACCUAUUAAAAUCACAACUUGAAGUGCAGAACACAGAUGGAGGAGAUUUGGUUGAUACUUUAAGGAAGCAGUUGGCAGCACUAACAAAGGAACUUCAUAAUAAAAACGUGGAAAAUCAAGUGCUAACUGAAAAGAUUGAAGAGGCAAAAGAGGAUUUCAUUAUGUUGGAAGAAAACAGAAAAUCUCUUCUGCAAGAGCUGGGUAUGGACAGUAGCUCAUUAGUUGAAAGAAUUGGUUCACAUGUUUCUCAUCAUGGUGAUGUUGAUGACAGUUCUGAUGAUGUUGAUGAUUGUGAUGUAAAGACAGAAAUGACUGAAGAGGAAAAUGACAGUUUGGAACAAAACUCAAUAGACUCAAUAGAAGCAUGUGAUGUACUUAGUCAGGAUGACAGUGAUAUUGUGGUAAUUGAUGACUAAUAGUGAGAAGGAUAAAUAUUGUUCGUAAAAUAGUUGUGGAACAGAUGUUUUUAUGCUUUUACAGAACUGAGAAUAUAGACUUUCUUUCUGGGAGCUUAUCUUAUCUGUGACUUACUUCUAUAUUCUUUCAGAUUUACAUAUGUAAGAUCAGUUUUAGUAUACACAUACUAUUCUUUUGUAACAUCCGCUUGGUUUCAGUUAAAUUCAUUCCUUACAUUGACUGUACAUAAAUGUAAAUAGACAUUAAAAUUUUAUUUUGUACAAAACGCUGAAAGGAGUUGCUGUAAAAUAUGGACAUAAAAUGUGUGUUGAUUGUAUUAAAUAAGGUGUGUAUUUCCAGUAGUAUACUCGUAAGCAGUUUUUAUUGUUGGUGCAAAUGUUUGUAUUGUGUUGCCACUGUAGUUGGAAUGCAGAGUUGAUUUUGUGACUUUCCAACAAAAAAGUUAUGUAACAAACUAUUUCCAUAAUAUUAUUGUAAACUUAAUGGAUGAUGACAAAAAUUGCUGUAGUUUGUGAUGUUGAUUUCUACCAGCAUUAAUUUCUCAUCAGAUAGUUGGGAAAAAAAAAUCUUGCUCUCUUUCUCUGUAGUUAAUCUACCAGUGCAGCAAUAAAUAUAUACAUUUAAUUUUAAAAUUCUUUUCUAUUAAUUGAUGGUUUCAUCAGGCUAGAAAGUGCAUAGUUGAAUGUUUUGAAAAGUUUCAUUGAAAGACAGACAGAAAUAAAUUAGCAGUGAUUAGACAGAAAGUCCUUGUAAUUUUUCAGCAAAAACCUCUGUGUUAUGGUAUUUAGACUGGGGAUCUCAGAUAGAAUAUGGAGACCACAUCAGAUAUGAGGAAAAAACUUUUUUUUUGUUUUCUCCCUCAGGGCCUGUGCAACAAUUUGUUGUUAAGCCAGUCUUUCAAGAAAAGUAUCUAUUUAUUCCACAGAAUGCUUUAUACAGAAUCACAAAAUUAGGUGACAUUUGAGUUCUUACAGAUAACGUAACAGUGAAAGGCUGUAAGGCAUUGUGAGGGAUUCUUGUACGAAAUUAAAAAAUAUGCCAUAAAGAAACCUUUAAACCUAGAUUUGGUAAUCAUGUUUUCCACUUACACUUUGUAGAUCUGUUGAAAACCUCUUGCAAAUCAAACUUGCGUAAUAGCACCUACAUUUCUAUGCAAUAGUUAAGUGUUACCCAAAUGAAAAUAGUUGUAUCAGUAAACAGUGUAGUUCCUUUUUUCAUCCAGGGAUCUUAUCACAAUGAUACAGAAAUUGUCGACAUAAUACAAUACAAAUCAAUAGCUCAAAAUAUACAAUACACCAAGUACACAACAUGCUCUAUGAGGAUAGGACACGUGACUAGUCAUCGCCUUGACUAAGGAGAUAUCCUGGCAUCUGCCUAAAUGAUACAGGAAGAAAAUCCAAAAAUCAGGAUGACCAGAAGUAGCUACUCUGUUCUCCAGAAUCUGAGGUCUGCUGUACUGCCCCAUUCAGUUGGUCCCUGUUGUACAGUGUUUCUUGAUUUACACAUUUGUUUCAGGCAAUUCAUAAUAUAAAUCUCAAUUCUGUUAUUAAUUGCCAAACUUAGUGAUACCUGCUGCACAGUGAAGAUGCUGUGGUGUCCCUUGUACAUCUCCAGCAGACUCCAUGCCCACACACAUUCAACUACACUCCUCAGUUUGCCUCAAAAGCUGAGUCAGCAUCCCCUCAAGAUGAGUGAGAUGUUGAACUCAGGACAUGGCGAGACAUUAUUACUGUUGUAAAGUCCAAACUGAUGCUUAUUCCAUGAUUAUGUAUAAAACUAUUAGUGAUAAACUUGGUACUAUUUUCCUUUAUAUCCACCACAGUUUGAUAGUUGUACUCGACUGGCACAGUUAGGAUGCUCUUUAUAGAGAGUGUGAAACUUGUACCAGUUAUUCUUACAGCUCUUUUCUACAGUUAAAAAUUGUGUAUUUUGUGUCUUCAUUCUCCAGAAAAGAAUCCCACACAUGUAGGCACUGUACGUUACCACAAGACGUUGGCUGUUAAACACUGAUGCUAGAACUCUAAGAGCAUAACAUGCUGAUGACAUUUAUUUAUUUUUUUAUUUUUAUUUUGCCAGAAUCUUGUGUGCUCAUUCCAUGUUAGCUGGCAAUGUUCACACCUAAAAACUUUGUUUAUUAAGCAAUAUCUAGAUUUAUCAUCUAUGCUUAAUAUGGGUUGUUUUCAUUCUUUAUGCUGAAAUGAAUACUGUUUUUUUAUGUUCAGUGGUAACUUAUUACAUACUGCCUAAUCAGAAUAGAACUUUUUAUCCAUGUCUUUUGCUGUCUAGAAGUUCACUGAUACAUCAACAACAGAAUUGGAUCAAGACACUACCCUGAGAAACACGUUCCCUAUCAUUUUUGUGGAACUUGUAAUGGCCAGCAAAAGCAGUAGUGUAAUUGGUCAGUAGUUUUAAACACUUUCUGAAUUACAUUUCUUUAGCAAGGGUGACGCUUCAGGCACUCCAGAAAAAUCUUUAACUGAAGUACUCGUAUAUGAUGUUUGCUAAUGAGACUUGCAUCCGAUCUAUGCAUGCCUUCUGAACAGAUUGGAACCUUAUCUAUGCCUUCAGUCUUAUUUAUUAAUUGUAUUGUCUUCCUGACUUCUUGCUCUGUUGUGGGGAAACAUUGUACUGUUUUCUAAGUCACUGUGAGUUAUGGGAAGUUUUUGCUGUAACUUCUCUGCAGUCCCAGAGAAAUAAUCAUUUACAAAAUUUGAUAAUUCCUGAGGACUUUCUAUUAUUGCUUCAAUGUUUGAUUUUAUACUUGGCUUUCACAGUUUCUUCUUUUAUAACAUCCCACACCUAUUUUCUUUUUGGCAAUAUCCUGUACUACUUUCCUGCAUUUUAUGUCAUUGAAUGAUGUUUUUAAAACAGGCAGUACCCUUCUGUAUAUUUUAUAAUCUGUGAUAAUAAGUUAGGAACUGUAAAUUAAUGUAGUACUAUUGUAAAGAAUUUAGAAAUUUUAGUAUCUGGGAGGAUGUUGUAAUACCUGCAGUUGUCCAUUUAUUUACCUUAUCUGCUGCUGUCGAAAUAGCUACUUUUCGAUAUGUCUCCUCAAAAAUUCUUGUAAACAUCAUGCAGAAGUUAGAGAAUUAACAUCUAAUUGUUUUCCAUAUACACUUGAUCCCAGAUGUAAUUUGCCAGUGCCCUAGGAAAUUUGUGUAUUUUACUUCCGAGAAAGACCUUUUGUAGCCUUGUGGGUUUUACCAAGCCUGUCUUUAGCUUUAUUAUCAAACAGUAAUGAUCCAAAAGACAAAGAUCUGAUAUAAACACUUUACACAUUUCCCUGUCAGUAUGUGUAAGACAAUGUUCUAAAACUGAUGUUGAACUUUUCGAUGCACUCGUAGCAGUGGAUACCAUUUGUACCACGCAAAAUGUUUAGAAUGUUAUCAUUAAUUUUGCCCUCAACACUGUUGUUAAUAUUCAUGUCUCCAUAUAUUAUGUGACAUUUGGGGGGUUGAGACUGUUUUUAGAACUUCAGUUAAUGUGUGAAAGAAAUUGUCCACAUUAAAAGUAGGUGAAUUGUGUCCUGAUAGAUAUCUGGUUUGGUUACUUCAAUGGCUGCCUAUUCAAAAUGUUUAUCUAUGCUAAUUAUGACCAAAUCACCUCUGUAACUUUAACCCUUAUUGCACUGCUUUGCAUAUUUGCAAAGCAGAGAUCGAACUAGAUUUAAUCUGCUGUCAGAAUUCAAUAUUCUGAGUUGCUUUGGUUAUUUGAAGUGGUGCAGCUUUAAAUAGGUAUUUGUAAAUAUGGCUGCAGACAAGCAAUUUCACAGAUGUGCAAUGUUACAAAAAAUUUCUUUUUCAAAAACAAAAAAUUGACAUGAUUUAAACGUUUUUCCUGUAUUCUUAGACCAAUCCUCCCCAUGAAAAUAUUAUUAACAAUAGUUUAUAAGAACAGUGUGGAAAGAGGGCUUAAGAUACGUGCUACCCGUUAUAUAACUGCAGGAUACCCAUCUGAUAUAUAACAGAGCAGUUUGAGGUUUGCUGCACCGAUCGAUACCACAACUCUUCCUUCAUUUAGGACAUGUAAUUGUUCAGAUUUUAAUUAACAGAUUAAUUAUAAUGUAAACACUAUGUUCGCACCAGUAAUUCCAACCUUGUAAAUGAUAUGUAAUGUACAUGAUCUUGAAACAGCAGUACACUAAACCUACAGAACUUGGUAAAUUGGUAGGAACUUCUCAAACUGUCACAUUCUGUUGUAACUACCAGAUGGUGAAAAUGUUUCAAGGAGCUGAUUUUCAAUUAUCAGCCAAAAUACAUCAGACAUAGCUUAGCUUAUCUCGUGUAUUGCUACUGUUAAUUCGUAUGAUCUACCUAUGUAACAAUAUUCACUAAUUUUCGCAAUAGAAAAUUUUGAGAAAUUUUGAGUCAUUGUCACUAACUAUAAACAAACAUCUAACUUAAUUUCUGUUUAAAUGCCAGAACUUCUGUUAACACUGAUGAAAACAUCUGUUUAAUUGAACAUCAGAAACAUGAUAGGAAUUCUGUACCUAACUUAUUUAUUGUGUAAUUAACAAAAUUGUAAAAAGUGUUGUCUGUGUUGCAUAAUUGAUGUAAAUUUAUAUGAUAAAAAAGCUAUCUGCCUAUACGAAUCACAGUAGUGAUUGUACCAUUUCCAUCUGUGCGUUCAGUUAACAAGAUGUGACAGUUUUUUUAAUUGUGACUCAUAAAAUUUGUACUAACAAUGUUACUGUUGUCAUGAAAUGUAUAUAAGAGAGGACUUUUUGGAGGUGGAACUCACUAUGGAUUGGAAGCUUCGUGACACAGCAUCUAUGUCACUGAAUGUAAUAAAUCUGCAAUGAGAAGUA